AUGGAGUCCAGGAUACGGCUAUCCUAUCACGAUUACUCUGUCGGAUGGAUAUGCGCCUUGCCGUUGGAGAUGGCAGCUGCGAAACUGAUGUUGGACGAAGAACAUCCCCCUUUACCUCGUCAACCAACGGAUCAGAAUACCUAUAUUCUUGGGCGCAUCGGGGGCCAUAAUAUCGUCAUUGCUAGCUUACCGAGUGGUGUAUAUGGCAAUACGUCGGCUGCAACAGUUGGGAUGCAGUUGUUGUCUAGUUUUCGCUCCAUUCGCAUUGGUCUACUGGUCGGUAUCGGAGGAGGAGUACCAAGUGGCUUUGCAGAUAUUCGAUUAGGGGAUAUAGUAGUGAGCCAACCAACAGACACUUGUGGAGGCGUAAUUCAAUACGAUCUCGGUAAAACGUUGAACGAAGGUCAAUUCCGGCGGAUCGGAAUGCUCAAUCGGCCCCCUAAACUUUUGUUGACUGCCCUCACAUCCCUCCGAGCAAAUCACUACACGGGAGGUAGUAGAAUACUUGAGUUCAUCUCCGAUGUUCAAGCCAAAUUGAUGCCCAACAACGCGGAAAUAUUCACACGACCAAUCCAAAAGGACUGUUUAUACGAAGCAGACUAUGAUCAUGCCCAAUCUGAUUUGUGUUUCAAUUGCGAUCGAUCUAAAUUGCUUGUACGGCCCCCACGAGGCCACAAAGAACCAGUUAUCCACUACGGACUUAUUGGAUCUGCUAAUCAGGUGGUGAAGGAUGGGAAGCGGCGGGAUCAGCUGGCCCGGGAAUUGGGCAUAUACUGUGUGGACAUGGAAGCCGCGGGACUCAUAAAUGAUUUUCCUUGUCUGGUCAUUCGGGGAAUCUGUGAUUACGCCGACUCGCACAAAAAUAAAGAAUGGCAAGGAUACGCAGCAGCCAUAGCGGCAGCUUAUGCGAAAGAGCUUCUGUUGAUAGUCCCAAUCGAUCAAAUCACCAGUGUUCCAACCGCACAAGAAGCACGUGCAGACUGUGUCACUUGUUUCAACGUCUCGUUCAACAUAGCCGCUGUUCCAGUGAUUGAGAAUUUCUUAGGGCGACAGGACGAGCUAGACCAACUCUGGCGGUAUUUGCGACCCACGGACUUGCAAUCACGAAAAGUUGCUAUUCUUUAUGGCCUUGGGGGAAUUGGGAAGACACAGCUAGCGAUUCGUUUUGCGCGGGAUCAUAAACAUGAUUUCACUGCUAUCUUUUGGCUAAAUGGUAAAGACCGAGGCGUGCUUUUACAAUCACUAAGCUCAAUCUUGCCCCAGUUACCCGGACAGUCUUUGAAUAACGAGAAGUCUAAUAAUGAGGAGAUAGAGCAACGUGCUAUGAGAGUGUUACGGUGGCUAGAAAUAGAGGGAAACUCACACUGGCUAAUUAUUUUUGACAACAUUGACCAUUACUCUCCCUUCAGCGCUGUUGGCGAUACAUAUGAUAUCGGAGAAUUUUUCCCCGCCGCCGAUCAGGGCUCUAUUCUCAUUACUACUCGACUUCAAAGCUUAAGUGAUUUAGGGAAACCUUUCCCUAUCAACAAACUUGAAUCUAACGAUGCAAUCCAACUGCUCCUGCAAAGCAGUCGCCUCUCAGAUGCCACUACGGGCCUUGAAAGCGAUCCAGAUAUCCUUGAUCUUACUGGUCGUCUAGAUGGACUGCCAUUAGCGAUUGUCAUCGCUGGGGCUUUUAUGCGUGAAACAGGAAUCAAUGCCACUGAGUAUUUGGAGUAUUAUCAAGAAUCAUGGUCCAACCUACAGUUACAGUCGAGUCCUUUGCGCCAGUAUCAACAAGGCAACAUGCUGCAAACAUGGAUGAUCUCGUAUCAUGAGAUCCAGAAGCGGGAUUUGGACGCAGCGAAGCUGCUAUUAGUGCUUGCCCACUUUGAUAAUCGAGAUCUCUGGUAUGAAUUGAUACAAGGCUGCUGUUAUAGUUCAGAUGUCCCUCUGUGGCUUAAGAGGAUUACGGCAAGUAGCCUCGCAUUUAAGAUCAGUGUGAGAACUCUUCUCGAGUUCUCACUUCUUGAGAUUAAGCCACAUAGGGGGGGCUUAUAUGAUGCAUUCGGUGGUACAAAGUUGCAACGGCUGAUUCCACAUGCACGUCACGUCUGUCGGGGGGAUUGGUUAAUUUGUGAUGUUGAGAUUUGGGGGGCACUCCAUAGUUUAGGAGAUCUAUACUUCGAGCUGGGGAGUCUAAAAGAGGCAGAAGAGAUGUACCAGCGAGCACUAUUGGGCAGGGAAAAUGCCCUUAGUCCGGAACAUACAUCCACUCUUAGCACAGUCAACUGCCUUGGUAAUCUCUACAAAGAGCAGGGGAAGCUCAAAGAGGCAGAAGAGAUGUACCAGCGAGCACUUUUGGGUCGGGAGAAGGUCCUUGGUCCGGAACAUACGUCUACUCUUGGCACAGUCAACAAUAUUGGUAAUCUCUACAAAGAGCAGGGGAAGCUCAAAGAGGCAGAAGAGAUGUACCAGCGAGCACUGUCGGGUAGAGAGAAGACAUUCGGCCCAGAAUAUCCGGCCACUCUUAGCAUAGUCAACAACAUUGGGAAUCUCUUUAGAGCUCAGGGGAAGCUAGAGCUGGCCGAGCAGAUGUACCAGCGAGCACUGUUGGGCAGGGAGAGGGCCCUCGGUCUUGAACACGCAUUCACUCUUGCUACUGUCACCAACCUUGGGAACCUUUACAAGGAUCAGGGAAAGCUAGAGCAGGCAGAAGAGCUGUACCAGCGAGCAUUGACAGGCAGGGAGAAGGUUCUCGGUUUAGAACACAUGUUUACCCUCAAUACUGUCGGCAACCUUGGGCUUCUCUACCAAGAUCAAGGGAAGCCGAAAAAUGCAGAGGAGAUGUACCAACGAGCGUUGGCAGGCUUUGAGAAAACCCUAGGCUCAGACCAUGAAAGAUCCCGGUGGGUUAGAGGCAAAUUGAAUGAGCUAAACAUGCGGAUGUAA
This is a messenger RNA of Penicillium manginii, 2931 nucleotides long. RefSeq lists its product as uncharacterized. Bases 1 to 2931 code for a protein of 976 amino acids. The record is from RefSeq and is a predicted model, not a curated record. Gene Ontology annotation, biological process: nucleoside metabolic process. NCBI's taxonomy places the organism in Eukaryota, Fungi, Ascomycota, Eurotiomycetes, Eurotiales, Aspergillaceae. Gene Ontology annotation, molecular function: ADP binding; catalytic activity; protein binding. The transcript has 4 exons.